AUGGGAUCAAAAAGAAGUGUACCUCCCAGACACCAUUCUCUCAGCUACGAUGAAAUCAUGUUUGCCGCUCUCUUCGCUGUAUUGGUGGUGGUCUGUACUGGAUUAAUGGUGGUGUCCUGGCUGGCAAUCAAAGAAUCAGAAAGCGAUUCAGUCCUUGAAACAAGUCAUGAAGCCAGAGGGACAUUUAAAAUAACAUCCGGAGCUACAUAUAAUCCUAAUUUGCAAGACAAACUCUCAGAGGAUUUCAAAAUUCUUGCUUUUGACCUUCAGCAAAUGAUAGAUGAGAUCUUCCAAUCAAGCAAUCUGAAGAGUGAAUAUAAAAACUCAAAAGUUUUACAAUUUGAAAAUGGCAGCGUUAUAGUCAUAUUUGAACUUUUCUUUGCCCAGUGGGUAUCAAAUGAAAAUGUGAAAGAGGAACUGAUUCAAGGCAUUGAAGCAAAUAAAUCCAGCCAACUGGUCACUUUCCAUAUUGAUUUGAACAGCAUUGAUAUCACAGCAUCUUCAGAGAAUUUCCCCACAGUUAGCUCUGCAACAACUUCAGACAAACUAACGACCAGCAGGCCUUUGACGACUCCAGGAAAUGACUCUGUAGAAUGUCUGCCUGGUUCAAUGCCUUGUGCUGAUGCUCUAAACUGCAUAGCAGUUGAUUUAUUUUGUGAUGGAGAGUUAAACUGCCCAGAUGGUUCAGAUGAAGACAAUAAAACUUGUGCCACAGCUUGUGAUGGAAGAUUUUUGUUGACUGAAUCUUCUGGGUCUUUCCAGGCUGCCUAUUAUCCAAAGCUUUCUACAUCAAGUGUUGUCUGCCGGUGGAUCAUACGUGUGAACAAUGGACUUUCUAUUAAACUGAGCUUCGAUUCCUUUAACACAUAUUAUACAGAUGUCUUAAAUAUUUAUGAAGGUGUAGGAUCAAACAAGAUUUUAAGAGCUUCUCUUUGUGAAACUAAUCCUGGCACAAUUAGGAUUUUUUCCAACCAAGUUACUGCCACCUUUCUUAUAGAAUCAGAUGAAAAUGAUUAUAUUGGAUUUAAUGCAACAUAUACUGCAUUUAACAGCAGUGAGCUCAAUAAUUAUGAGAAAAUCAACUGUAAUUUUGAGGAUGGCUUUUGUUUCUGGGUCCAGGAUCUAAAUGAUGAUAACGAAUGGGAAAGAGUUCAGGGAAGCACCUAUCCCCCUUUUACUGGACCAGAUGUCGACCACACUUUUGGCAAUGCUUCAGGAUUUUACAUUUCUACGCCAACUGGACCAGGAGGGAGAAAAGAAAGAGUAGGACUUUUAAGCUUACCUUUAGAUCCCACUGUGGAACCAGUCUGCCUUAGUUUCUG
Molecule: messenger RNA, 1322 nt
Organism: Galeopterus variegatus (Sunda flying lemur)
Lineage: Eukaryota; Metazoa; Chordata; Mammalia; Dermoptera; Cynocephalidae
Product: enteropeptidase-like
Exons: 12
Cellular component (GO): membrane
Molecular function (GO): protein binding
Source: RefSeq, a predicted model, not a curated record